CACGGGAAAAACUAAGGAGCUUGGGAAAUCCUCCAUGUGGGGUCCUAGUUGGGUCAUCGAUAUCCGCACAACUGAUGCCGGCGCCAUAGUGAUCGGCAAGGUGAAAACAACACAAGUCACGGCUCGGGAGAACACACGGGAUGCUAUCGACGACUACAUUCCAGGCAACCUGUACUCCGCAUGGCGACGAAUACCAGGAAUGCGGUUCUUCUUCUGUUGAUCCCGGCACUAAAGUCGCUGCUCACGGUUGGAUUGAUAUUGCUCUUGGAUCGGACACUGGUGAUUUUAUUCGUGUGCCGGCGGAAGGCAACGGACUCUUCUGCAAUCGCCCAAAUCACGGUCUUACAGUCUUGUAGAGCUGAAAAUGUUGUGCCCUUGGCUCCAGAACUGGACAGCGUUGGGUUUCUGGUUCGGGAUCCGAAGCUGUGGAUCAACGCCUCGAAGGUGCUGUACUCAAACAUGACGACGAAAUAUACCCGUUACCCAAAGAACAUUCUCACGUAUGACCUGCCAUCCGCAAACUCAUCCGAUUUGACUCUUGGCGAGCAAGUGGGUGCCGAUUUCGGGCAGCACCCGGUGCCAGCUUACGCUAUCUGGAAGCAGGGCACAAAUGGUGCGCUGAUGGGUCUCAAGACCGGUUUCAGUUCUUCAUUGGUGGAAAAUCUAGACUUCGCUAUACCGUUGGGACAGGUGUCGUACAAUAGCAGUGUGACCUUGCAAGAGGAGUCUCCCCUUGUAUCGACCAGGAUAAUGGCCACGCAAGGGAUGUGA
Messenger RNA from Exophiala oligosperma, 771 nucleotides. RefSeq lists its product as uncharacterized. NCBI's taxonomy places the organism in Eukaryota, Fungi, Ascomycota, Eurotiomycetes, Chaetothyriales, Herpotrichiellaceae. The coding region runs from base 181 to 771 and encodes 196 amino acids. The record is from RefSeq and is a predicted model, not a curated record. The transcript is spliced from 2 exons.